Messenger RNA from Harpegnathos saltator (Jerdon's jumping ant), 1052 nucleotides. RefSeq names its product odorant receptor 4-like. Gene Ontology annotation, biological process: detection of chemical stimulus involved in sensory perception of smell; sensory perception of smell. The record is from RefSeq and is a predicted model, not a curated record. Gene Ontology annotation, molecular function: olfactory receptor activity; odorant binding. Lineage: Eukaryota; Metazoa; Arthropoda; Insecta; Hymenoptera; Formicidae. Gene Ontology annotation, cellular component: plasma membrane. The transcript is spliced from 6 exons. The coding region runs from base 83 to 916 and encodes 277 amino acids.
CGAACACUAAGAGUUCCGGCACAAAAGCGCAUUUUUUCAUAUCCUUCAAAGUUAUUCUGAAAAAUACACAUAUAUAUACACAAUGUACAUUUCUGUUAGGAAAUUUACGUUUCUUACAAAUUUUUCAGUUCAGAUAUACGGCAGUGUCCUGGUUUAUUCGAUAUACUUGUACAUGCCGGACAUUCUUGACAUUGUAUCGCCUAUGAACGAGUCUCGUUCGCGAAAGCAGUAUUUUAAACUUGAAUAUCUUGUCCCUGAGGAGCAACAUGUUUUCUUCUAUCGGAUGCACAUAAUCUUCGUGAUGGUUUUCAUCGCGACAAUUUUCUUUGCCAAUAUUGUCCAAUUUGUAACUCUCGCGCAACACGUUUGCGGGAUGUGCGAAUUGUUGGGGUAUCGCGCGGAGCGCUUAUUUUGCGUCGUCGAGAGUACGACGGGACGCGAUUUAGGUCGCAGCAAAAAAUUAAUUUACAGGAACACGGCCAUUUUUAUACAACUGCAUCAUAACACCAUACAAUUCGUUGGUACAAUCGAACGUUUUUAUACCAUUCCGUUUCUAUUGGACUUCUUAGGAGUAGUGAUUACACUGAGCCUUACGUUAUCGCAGGUAGUCUCCAAUGACGUGGAGCAACUCGUUAGAUCUAUGUGUCUCACCAACAUGCAAAUAUCCUAUAUCACCUUGAGUAAUUAUAUGGGUCAACAGAUUAUAGACAAGAGCUCGAAUAUAUAUGACAAAGUGUACAACAGCGAGUGGUACAACGCGAUAGUCUCACAGCAAAAACCACUGUUGCUAAUAAUGAGACAACGCUUCCUGCCGCUCGUCAUCACCAGCUGUAAGUUUUACGUCAUGUCCUUAGCGAAUUUAGGAAAGAUAUUUCAGAUGACGGCCUCCUAUUGCAUGUUUAUCAGACAAGUCUAAGGACAACCCUGUUGCGUGUAAAAGCGACAUUGGACACGCGAGAAAACCAUUGGCGUGUCAUUCUCACUUUCAGCGACGCGUUGAAUGUAUGCUGUGUACGCGACGAGAAAGAGUCGUCGUCGUCGUCGUCUGCGCG